Molecule: messenger RNA, 756 nt
Organism: Penicillium samsonianum
Lineage: Eukaryota; Fungi; Ascomycota; Eurotiomycetes; Eurotiales; Aspergillaceae
Product: C6 transcription factor
Exons: 3
Coding region: 1-756 (251 amino acids)
Source: RefSeq, a predicted model, not a curated record
AUGGACAAUCCCAAUGACCAUGACCCUAAUCCUCAGGGUGACCCAAAUCGAGGCGACCCAAGUCGACAGAGACAAGGCCACGCCCAGUUGAAUCAGCUACCUGCGCAGACUCCCCUUCCUCUUCGUAGUGUCUUCCCUCUUUCUACUCUCCGCCACCGAGGUUCGAACUCGGCUAUUACCAAUAUUCCCCUACUUCACAGUAUCCGCCGCCGAACUUUGGUCGGCAACAAGCACCACCUCCGCAAUAUUCUCCUUCGCAGUACGCAAAUUCAGGGUACACGCCCCCAUCGAACAUGGCUGCGAUUCACACGCCUCAAGGACAUGUUCCCUAUCGGCUGCAUCCACUGCCGGGGUCGUACUGCCCUGACCCAUUUACCCAAGCUCAAGCACCGGAAGGAACCUACCAAGGAGCAGAUCCGCGACGGCGAGCGGCCGUCGCUUGUCGGUACUGUCGAUGCCAUCCGUUGUUCGGGAUCUGAAACUUCGGCGGAUGGACGGUGCAGCAACUGUCUAAAAUCCGACCAAGAUUGCCUUUUCAUUCCAGUCACGUCGCCAACUCAAGCCUACGUGCCUGCGCACGCUGCAUAUCCCCACCUUCGAACUGGUCUGAAUGGAUACGCUGCACCUGGCCCAGAAGGGCCGGAAGGCUACCGUGGGCCACCAGUCCCCUGCGGUCCUCAUAGACAACCACUGGCCCAUCAGCAGCAGAAGCCGCAGGAUCCUGAGAUCAUCCUGCCCCCGCGUCAAGGGAUGUAA